Molecule: messenger RNA, 1450 nt
Organism: Wyeomyia smithii (pitcher-plant mosquito)
Lineage: Eukaryota; Metazoa; Arthropoda; Insecta; Diptera; Culicidae
Product: acyl-coenzyme A diphosphatase NUDT19-like
Exons: 4
Coding region: 241-1335 (364 amino acids)
Cellular component (GO): mitochondrion
Molecular function (GO): hydrolase activity, acting on acid anhydrides, in phosphorus-containing anhydrides
Source: RefSeq, a predicted model, not a curated record
UAAUAGUGAAUUUUUAUUUUAAUACAUUUUGUAAAUAGUAGAACAUUUUUGAGCUAGGUUUUUUAUGAGCAACAAAGAAACAGCAAAAGUCAUUGAUUUAAUAAAAGCAAAACUGUUCGCAAAUCUGGCAUCGAUGAAGUUACGAGUUACAUUAUGUGAACUUUGUUAUCAAGUUCAUAUUCCAAUACGAUACACUAAACACUGUCUUCUAAAUCGAGUUCCGCACAAAAAUACUUAAAUAUGCGUAAAUUCGCCAAAUACUGGAGAGAUUCAGCUAGUUUAAUGAUUCUGGCUCGGGAUAGUGUUAAGCAAACCGGUAAAAACAGCUACAAUUACAAGGUGCUAGUAUUUAAGCGAACUGAGAAAACGUCAUUUAUGCCCAACAGUAUCGUUUUCCCCGGAGGAGCUGUUGAUAAGCAGGACGAAAGUCUUCAAUGGAAUGGUCUUUUUGCGCGGCUGGGAGGUAAAAGCCACUUAGAGCAAUUGGAAAAUCUAACUAAAAUUGAAGGCCCACGUCCUUUUAUAUUCGAAAACAGCAGCAGCGAUACUUUAGAUAGAAACAUUUCACUUCGUCUAACUGCCCUGAGAGAAGCAUUCGAAGAGUUAGGCGUACUUUUCGGACACACGAAGGAGCGGUCCGGAGUAAGUGCUGACGGCUACAGCAACGCAAUAAAAAACUUCGAUGUUUCGACAUGGCAAAAAUCUGUACAUGAUGGGGAGGAAUCGUUUGCUGAACUUUGCGAGAAACUAAGCAUAGCUCCUGAUCUACUGAACAUUUACGAAUGGUCGACUUGGCUGACUCCAGCGAUGUUUCGAAAGCGACGAUUCGAAACCGUUUUCUAUCUUGUCGCCUUGAAUGAGAUGCCAGAAGUUUGGUCAGAGCCUCAUGAAGUGGCCGAAUAUGUCUGGGACACACCGUCAGGUUUGCUACAAGCACACAAGGAUGAGAAGCUUUGGUUGGCUCCACCGCAGCACUACGAACUGACACGACUGAGUCAUCUGCACGAUAUUGAUGAAAUAGUACGCUUUUCCAAAGCUCGUAGCAGCAGCGGAAGCACUCUGUUCUGUCCGGUUCAGUACAUAUGCUCCGAUGCAGCUGUGUUCGUUUUACCGGGAGAUGACUUGUACCCCGAAAAUUACGAUUACAUAACGCCACAUAAUGCAGAUUUGGAAAAAUUCAAGGAUUCGACAGCGGAACAAUUUCGUAGCCAAGUGAAGAACUUGCACAGGUGCGAGCAUAGGGGUUUGAACUCGCAAACUUAUUAUGCAAAUAUUUCGCCAUUUAAUGCACAUUUGAGCAUACACGGAGACAACAAGCAUUUGUCCAAACUAUAGGAAAUACAUCGUUGCAGCAUUAAUGGGAUAGGGCUUCCAAAGAGGAAACGGGAAACAGAGGAUUAGUAUUUUCAAAAGAGAGGCUCGAUUAAAAAUAAAGGAGAGUUUCAAGCAA